GGAAAUUCCUGGUGGAUCCUCCCCUGCCCCCUCCAGCCGAGGGGCCUCGUUUGAUCUGGAAUCCAAAGCCUCAUUGACUUUUUAUUGGAUCUGGCUGAGCCUGGAAAACCUCUGGAGCAGAUUAAACACCGGUGGGCCCCGUUCCUGGAUGGAGCGGAUGACGGAGGACGCGCUGCGGCUGAACCUGCUCAAGCGGGGCCUGGAGACGGGGCCGGAGGAGCGCGAGGACGUCCUGGCCAAGCGGCUGAAGAUGGAGGGCCACGAGGCCAUGGAGCGGCUCAAGAUGCUCGCCCUGCUCAAGAGGAAGGACCUGGCGGGGCUGGAGGUGCCCCACGAGCUCCCAGGAAAGCCCGACGGGAUCAAGGGCUACGAGGAGAAGCUCAACGGGAGCCUGAGGCCCCACGGGGACGGGAGGGGCUCAACCCGGCCCGGCAAGGAGAACAUCAACGACGAGCCCGUGGACAUGAGCGCCAGGAGGAGUGACCCGGAGCGGGGCCGCCUGACGCCAUCUCCAGACAUCAUCGUGCUGUCGGACAACGAGGCCUCCAGCCCCCGCUCCAGCUCCCGCAUGGAGGAGCGGCUCAAGGCCGCCAACCUGGAGAUGUUCAAGGGGAAGAGCCUGGAGGAGCGGCAGCAGCUGAUCAAGCAGCUCCGGGAUGAGCUGCGGCUGGAGGAGGCCCGACUGGUGCUCCUGAAGAAGCUGCGACAGAGCCAACUCCAGAAGGAGAAUGUGGUCCAAAAGACCCCUGUUGUCCAGAACGCUGCCUCCAUUGUGCAGCCAUCGCCGGCCCACGUGGGGCAGCAGGGCCUGUCCAAGAUCCCGGCCCGGCCCGGAGCCCAGGGUGUGGAGCCACAGAACUUAAGGACACUGCAGGGGCACUCGGUGAUCCGCUCGGCCGCCAGCUCGGCGCUGCCCCACAUGUUGAUGUCCCAGCGCGUCAUUGCCCCCAACCCGGCGCAGCUCCAGGGGCAGCGGCUGCCGCAGAAACCCGGCCUGGUGCGGAGCAACACCCCCAGCAUGACCCCCACCAUCAACUACCAGCCGCAGUCCGGCUCGUCGGUGCCGUGCCAGCGCUCCUCGUCCUCUGCCAUCUACAUGAACCUCGCAUCCCACCUCCCAUCGGGCUCCGUGGCCCGCGUGUCGUCGCCGCUGCCGAGCCCCAGCGCUCUGUCCGACGCCGCCAAUUCCCAGGCGGCCGCCAAGCUCGCGCUCCGGAAGCAGCUGGAAAAGACACUCCUGGAGAUCCCGCCACCCAAGCCGCCGGCGCCGCUGCUGCACUUCCUGCCCAGCGCCGCCAACUCCGAGUUCAUCUACAUGGUGGGGCUGGAGGAGGUGGUGCAGAGCGUCAUCGACAGCCAGGGGAAGAGCUGCCCGGUGUCCCUGCGUGUGGAGCCCUUCGUGUGCGGGCAGUGCCGCACGGAUUUCACGCCACACUGGAAGCAGGAGAAGGGCGGGCGCAUCCUGUGCGAGCAGUGCCAGACGUCCAACCAGAAGAAGGCCCUGAAGGCCGAGCACACGAACCGCCUCAAGAACGCCUUCGUCAAGGCCCUGCAGCAGGAGCAGGAGAUCGAGCAGCGGCUCCAGCAGCAGGCGGCCCUGUCCCCCACGGCUGCUCCUGCCGUUCCCAGCGUUGGGAAACAGGACGGGAUCCUGCGGCACCACACGCUCCGGCAGGCCCCGCAGCCCCAGAGCAGCCUCCAGCGCGGAAUUCCCACCUCCGCCCGCUCCAUGCUCUCCAACUUCGCCCAGGCCCCGCAGCUUUCCGUGGCCGGGGGACUCCUCGGGAUGCCAGGGGUGAACAUCGCCUACCUGAACGCCGGGAUCGGCGGCCACAAAGCGUCGAGCCUGGCGGACCGGCAGCGGGAAUACCUGCUGGAUAUGAUCCCGCCCCGCUCCAUAUCCCAGGCCAUCAGCGGACAGAAAUAGCGCCCGCUGCCCCCACCCGCCUGCAGUGCCUGCACUGGGCCAACUGGGCCGGACUGGGCCAGACCGGGCCGGACUGGGGCCUCCGCUCCGGGGAAACGCGACGAGAAACCGGAAAAAAUCCCACCUGGGAAAACAGACAGACAGACAAACCGACCCCACCCCCACUUCAGACAGCGCCCGCUCCUUCUCCCAGCCCCAACUCCCUUGGUUUUCCAGCAGGGAUCGCUCCCUGGGCGUGAGGCUGGGGCGGCUCCGGCCGCUCGCCGCUGGUUUUGUAUUGCCGACGCUUUUUCCUUGUGUUGUGGAUUGUUUUUUUGCCCUUUUUUCCUUAUCCCCCCCCCAUUUUCCUUCGCUCCCUGAAUGGUUAAAGCUUUUUUACCCCUUUUCCAGAAGAGACUUUGGCAGGGCACCUUCCCAGAAUUCCAGGCCCCAUGGAGGGGAAUUUAAGGGCAGCCUGUGCUGAUUCCGGGGGGAGUUGGGGUCCCAAACCCCCUUUGGCUCCGAUCCCAGGGGUCCCAAACCCCCUUUGGCUCCAAUCCCGGGAGUCCCAAACCCCCUCAGCUCCAAUCCCAGGGUGUCACAGCACCCCCAGCUCCGAUUCCAGGGUGUCACAUCCCCCUUGGCUCCAACCCUGGGAGCCAUAAAUUCCUUUGGCUCCCAUCCCAAGGGUCCCAGACCCCCUCAGCUCCAACCCCAGGGUGUCCCAACCCCCAGGGCUCCGCAGAAGGAUCCACAAGACGCCGAUCCCGACCCCUUUGGAUCCAAUCCCAGGGUGUUACAACCCCCUUGGCUCUGCAGGAUCCAGGAGACGCCAAUCCUGACCCCUUGGAUCCCAUCCCAGGGAUCACAAACCCCCUGGGCUCCGCAGAAGGAUCCAGGAGACGCUGAUCCCGACCCCUCAGAUCCCAUCCCAGGGCACCACAAUGCUGUUGGCUCCGCAGAAGGAUCCAGGAGAUGCUGAUCCCGACCCCUCGGCUCCGAUCCCGGGGAUCACAAACCCCCUCGGCUCCAAUCCCGGUGUGUCCCAACCCCCUGGGCUCCAGAAGGAUCCAGGAGACGCCGAUCCCAACCCCAUGGAUCCCAUCCCGACCCUGGGGCUCCCUCAUCCGGAGCCUGCUGGGUGUCCCUGGACGUCCCUGGGGCCGACGGACGGAGCUGGACCCGCCCCCGAGGUUCCCUCCCUGUGACACAAAGGGACCUCUUGAGGUGCCACCCCGUGGUGUCCCUGUCUCUGUCACCCUCUGGGGCAGGUGGUAAAGCCAAGCUGGGUGGCCUCAGGCCUGGUGAGUCCCUCUGUCCCCAAUCCCAUCUCCAGUCCCGUCCCAAUCCCUGCAUGUCCUGGAGCCACUUGCCCAUGUCACCUGUGUCCCCUGGGAAUGGUGGCAGGUGACACCAGCAUCCCCUGUGUCACCUGGGGGGGUCCCUGAAUGGCACCAGGGUCUCUGGGGUCCCCUGUGUCACUGGUGUCCCCUGGGGGUGGCACUGGGGCGUCUCUGGUGUCCCCAGGAGGUGUCAGGGACACCCCAAACCAAGGAAUGAGCCGUGAGAAAACGCUCGAUUUGCACUUAAACCUUCACGGGCCCUCCCCCUCACCUUCAUCCUCCUCCUCACCUUCACCCUCCCCUUCACCUUCCUCCUCUUCUUCCUCCUCUUCCUUUUCCUCCUCCUCCUCCUCUUCCUCCUCCCCCUCCCCCCCCCAUUCCCGACACUUUUCUUCCCAGCUUUUAGGUUCAAUGAGAUUUUUAAGGAAUUCCCGUUUUUUCCCUGAAUUUUUGACCCUUUCCUCAACAUUCCCGACUCUCUCGUGCAAUUCCCAAACUCUGCCCCCCUGAACUGGGGGCGGGGGGAGAGACCCCCAACCACCCCCUAAAGCAAUUGGGGGGAUCCCCAAGCAACCCCUGAGUUGGGGGAGGGGAGAUCCCACCCCUAAUUUAGAGAGAGGGGACCCCCCCACCCACUCCCUAAACGUGGGGGGACCCCACCCCACCCCUGCACUGGGGGUGACCCCUCUCUACCCCCCCUAAAAUUCAAAGAGCACUUACUGCAGGGGGGGGGGGUCAGACCCCCCCCAAAAGAGGCAAAAGAACAGUGGGGGUUUUACAAUUUUAAUUAUUUUUUUUUAAUUUAGCGGGUUUUUAUGUCAAAUUUAUAAUUUUGGGGGUGCUUUCGUUGGUUCGACCUUUUUCAGCUGCCUCCACCCCCUUUCCACUCCCA
Lepidothrix coronata (blue-crowned manakin) is the source of this 4141-nucleotide messenger RNA. RefSeq names its product GATA zinc finger domain containing 2B (gene GATAD2B). The transcript is spliced from 11 exons. Gene Ontology annotation, biological process: negative regulation of transcription by RNA polymerase II. Gene Ontology annotation, cellular component: NuRD complex. Lineage: Eukaryota; Metazoa; Chordata; Aves; Passeriformes; Pipridae. Bases 149 to 1927 code for a protein of 592 amino acids. The record is from RefSeq and is a predicted model, not a curated record. Gene Ontology annotation, molecular function: sequence-specific DNA binding.